ACUUAGGCAGCGGCCGAAGGUUCGAGGAAACCUGGGCCCGGGUCCCCUGGGGUCGCUCCUGGUGUGGUUCCUGGAAGUGGGUGGGCCGACAAGGAGACGGUGCUGGGAGCGGAGACUGACCCCGCCUCAGAGUGGAAGCCCCGGAGUCCCCCGUGGAGGGAGGCCCAUCCGCGGGAGGGGGAGGAGAAAAGAAAGGAAUCCUAACUUGUCUCAACAGCCUCUGCGGGGAGCGAGCUGCCUGGCCAGGUAGUGAGCUCCCCGUCACUGGAAGUGUUCAAGCAGAGGCUGGACAGCCACUUACCGGAAUGUGGGAUGAUAAAGAUACCGAAGCAGAACUGGAAAAAGAAAUACAAGCUGAAUUGGAUAAUAUGAGCGUUUCAUCUUUGGAGAUAAGUGAUGAGACAGACUCACCAUCUGAAGUUGGUAGUGAGAGUGAUCCAUAUUUUCAUUUUCAGGGAGAAGAAGACUUGCCUGAAUCAGUUCUUUACUGUAUUAAUAUCAUAAAGAAUCGGAGUAAAAAUGCUGAAAAUCUUGUUCUCCAAGACUUAGAAGAGACUGAAAUUUCAGGUUCUGGUUAUGGAGCAAUUUCAAACAAUCCUACAGAAUUUAUGGAUGAGUUGACAUCUAAGUAUCAUGCAGAUGCAUUAGAAUUAAAGAAGAGGAUGUUAUUUGAAAUAGAAAAAGAAUUACACAUAAAUUCAACCUCUGAUACAAUUCCUAAUUCUGCUCAACUUCCUGAUCUUUGUAACUUACCUGUUGAUGAGCCUCUUUCUUCAGGUGAUACGGAUACAAUAAGUUUUGGAUACUAUGAAGUUGAGGAAAGAUGUCGACAAUCUUUUGCGGCAUGGGAAGAGAAACAGCGGGAAUUGGAGAUCCAGGAAAAUAAAAAGUUCAGAGCUCUGAGAGACAGAGAAGAGAAACUCUUGCAAGAGGAAGAAGAAAAGAGAAAUUGCCGGAUUAAGCAAUUUGAAAUAGAAAAGAAAAAAAUAGAGAAUAUUCAUAAGCAAGAAGAAGAGAAACUAAAUGUUGAACUGCAGCAACAACAGAAAUUGUGGGAAGAGGAUUUAAAGGAACAUGAGGAGUUUAUCAGAAGUCUACAGUUACAGAUGGAAGAGGAAAGAAAACGUUUGGAAGAACUAAAGGCAAAAGAAAGACAACAUUUGGCAGAUCAACAGCAUAAUGCAGCCAUAAAAAUCCAGACUAGGUAUCGAACAUUUAUGGCCUAUCAAAAAUAUGGAUCAAUUAUAAAAGAACGUAUUAAGAAGAAAGAAAUGCUAGAAAAACAAAAACAAGAAUGGAAAGAAAUAGCAGACAAAAUCCGACAAAAGGAUGAAGAAAGAAAGAAAAAAAUGGAUGAGAAACUGAAACGAGAAGAAGAAACAAACAGUCAAAACCAAAAAGAACAAGCAAAGAGGCAGGAGGAAUAUGAAAAAAAGAAGAAUAUUUUGAAAUUUAAAAAAGAGGAACAAAAGCUAAUGAAAAAAGCAAAAAGAGAAAAGCUAUUUGGAGAGUUGGUAAUGAAAAAUGAAAAUAAAAGAAGAGAUCUUGUAGUGAAAAAAGAAAACAAAAAUCAGGAUAAUAUAUCUAAAGAGAUUUCCAUGAAAUUUUUUACAAAGAAAAAAAAUUUGGCUAUAAAACCAUUAGUGGAAGAAGAAAUCAAUGAAAAAGAAGAUAUAAGCAAACAUAUAGCAUCAGAAAAUGAAUUGAAAAAAAUAGACAUAGUUGAACAGGAACCUAUGCAAAAAUUAAAGCAAAAACUACUUAGGGAAGAUAUGUCAAAACAACUAAUAGUGAUAGACUUUGAAAAAGAACAGAAAGAAAAUCUAGCAAAACAUCAAGAACCGGAUGAAUUACGAAAUGAAAAGAAACUACAUGAGAGUCUAGCCACUGAACAGGAACCUAUGCAAAAAUUAAAGCAAGAACUACUUGGGGAAAAUAUAUCAAGACAACUAAUAAUGAUAGAAUUUAAAAAAGAACAGAAAGAAAAUCUAAUAAAACAUCAAGAACCGAAUGAAUUACAAGAUGAAAAGAAACUACAUGAGAAUCUAGCCACUGAACAGGAAUCUAUGCAAAAAUUAAAGCAAAAACUACUUAGGGAAGAUAUGUCAAAAAAACAAUUGAUAGAGUUGGAAAAAGAACAGAAAGAAACUCUAAUAAAACAUCAAGAACUGGAUGAAUUACAAAAUGAAAAGAAACUAUAUGAGAGUCUAGCCACUGAACAGGAAUCUAUGCAAAAAUUAAAGCAAAAAUUACUUAGGGAAGAUAUGUCAAAACAACUAAUGAUAGACUUGGAAAAAGAACAGAAAGAAAAUCCAAUAAAACAUCAAGAACCGGAUGAAUUACAAAAUGAAAAGAAACUACAUGAGAGUCUAGCCACUGAACAGGAAUCUAUGCAAAAAUUAAAGCAAAAACUACUUAAGGAAGAUAUGUCAAAACAACUAAUAAUGAUAGAUUUGGAAAAAGAACAGAAAGAAACUCUAAUAAAACAUCAAGAACCGGAUGAAUUACAAAAUGAAAAGAAACUACAUGAGAGUCUAGCCACUGAACAGGAAUCUAUGCAAAAAUUAAAGCAAAAACUAAUUAAGGAAGAUAUGUCAAAACAACUAAUAAUGAUAGAUUUGGAAAAAGAACAGAAAGAAACUCUAAUAAAACAUCAAGAACCGGAUGAAUUACAAAAUGAAAAGAAACUACAUGAGAGUCUAGCCACUGAACAGGAAUCUAUGCAAAAAUUAAAGCAAAAACUACUUAAGGAAGAUAUGUCAAAACAACUAAUAAUGAUAGACUUGGAAAAAGAACAAAAAGAAACUCCAAUAAAACAUCAAGAACCGGAUGAAUUACAAAAUGAAAAGAAACUUCAUGAGAGUCUAGCCACUGAACAGGAAUCUAUGCAAAAAUUAAAGCAAAAACUACUUAAGGAAGAUAUGUCAAAACAACUAAUAAUGAUAGACUUGGAAAAAGAACAGAAAGAAAAUCUAGUAAAACAUCAAGAACUGGAUGAAUUACAAAAUGAAAAAAAACUAAAUAAGAGUCUACCCAAAGAUUUCAUAAAAUCACAAAAAAAUGAAUUUAAAGAAAACAUGACAAACUACCUACAGUUAGAACAGGAAAGAGAAAAAGGAAAUUCAAUAAAUGAAAAUGAGAGAAACAAAAGCCAAGAAGCCAGAGCGGUCAAGGGAACAAGAAACAAAGCAGAACAGAAUAGAAACAAACAGAACCAGGAAGAAGAGAACUCUGAAAUAAUGAAAGAGGAAAAGCAAAAGAAUGGAGAAAGAGUUGAAGAGGGAGAUAACUUCAGAGCCUCAUUAAAUCUCACACUUUCACUCCAAAAAGCAGAAAGUAGUGAAAACACUUUCAAUAGUGUGAGUGUGAUGACACCAGCUAAAGAAAGUGAUUUACAAGUUAUUAAUAAUGAUGAAAACUCAGAAUCAAAUAUUCUGACAGAUGGUGAAACUAUAAUCCUUAACACCUCUGAUAUCAUUCUAAAUGUGGAAAAUAAUUCAUGCAAGAAAAAAUCUGUUUCCCUUGUCUCAACAUUUUAUGAUUACACAGGUGGCUCUAAUAAAAGCUCAUCAGUGUCUGAAGAAACCACAGCUGUUCCAUGUGUUAUGAAUGAAAUACCAGGGAAGUUUUGUUGCAUGUCUACUCAUUCUCUAAAGAAGAUAACGGUUUCAGCUUUAAUUGAAGAAAAGAGACUAGCUUGGAUAAAAACCUGUAGACCGUGGCUUGAAAUCUUUGGGAAAAUCCAAACAAAGAAAAUAGUUAAAAGAAACAGAUCUAGAAAGUGUUCAGUUAGCAAGCUGCCACCUCUGAAUGCAAUGGAAAUCCUUCAAGGUGGCCUAUGGAGUACUUUGCAUCAGGUUACAACAGUAACAUUUCAGGAUUUGCCAGGUUGUAGUCUUUGUACAUUGUCAGAAUGUACAAGUCUUCAAUUCCUGAGUCUUAGACGUUGUGGAUUAACUGCUCUGGAAGGACUGAAUAACUGCAAAAAAUUGAAGUAUAUUGAUGUACAGGAAAACCAAAUUCAAGUUAUAAAUUGUGAAAAUUUAGAAAAUCUCUGCACCCUUCUUUUGAAUGACAAUGAGCUAACUUCUUUUCAUGGAUUGGAUGAUUGUAGUAAUCUUCAAAACAUUGAAGUUUCAAAUAACAAGAUCACCCGAAUUGGUGGAUUAGAAUCUUUGAAAUCUCUUCAGCAGCUAAUUGUGGAUCAUAAUCAGCUAAUUAGCACCAGAGGUCUUUGCAGUGUUCCUACUAUUAUGUAUUUGGACUGCUCUUAUAAUAAUCUUACUAAAGUUGAAGGCAUUAAAGACUGUGGCUUACUUCAGAUUUUGAACUUACAGGGAAAUUACUUAACUGAGCUUCCAUCUCUGGAGAAUCAAGUUCUGCUCAGAGAAUUAUACUUGGAUGACAACAGUAUUUCAACAAUGGAAAUAAUCUCCUCAUACUGGCUUCCUUUAUUACAGAUUCUAACUGUCUCUCAAAACAGUUUGAUUGAAAUUGUGCCACUCUUUCAAUUUGUUUCUUUGGAAAAAGUGGAUGUCAGCAACAAUUGCCUUUCAGAUCUUACAGGUGUAGCCAAGUGGUUUGAUGCAUGUUUUAAUCUAUGUGACUUGUCACUUAUUGGAAAUCCCCUUCUCCAAGAAAGAAAUUGGAGGCAGUCUAUACUUGAAAUCUUACCUGCUCUAAAAAUUCUUAAUGGUGAAACACUAACAUCUGAUUCAUCUAAUCAUGAAUUCAAUGUUCCAGAACCAGGCAGUUUUUCAGCUUUUUGUCAGACCCAGACCCAGAAAUUUAAUUUAAUUUUAAAAAAAUACGUCAUUGAAAAAAGCAACAUAGACUCUUUGGAUGCUGUAGAGAACUUGUGCUAUUACUUUAAUGAGCUGAUGAAACUUAGUAGUAAGUACAGAGAUGCUCAUGAACGUGUAGAUUUCAGAAUCAUUCAUAAAGAUGAAGAUUUAAGUAUCACAAAAACAAACCUAUCAGAAGAACAGCAAGAUCAUUUGAAACAAGUAGCCAGUAGCAGACUACAGCAAAACAGUGAAUUCAUUAAUGGGGUAAAUAAAAGCAAACAGGAUUUUCUGAAAGCUUCUCAACAAAAAAUUGAUUCUGACACAAGUGACUCUGGAUUCAUUGCAUCUUCUAUACAUGAGCACAUACAGAAAACAAAUCAAGACCACAGAGUCCAGAGGAGGAGGAAAGGCAUUAUAAGCACCAAAAUUCAUACCAAGAACAGCACUGACACUGAGCCAUUAAUUACAAGUGAAGUGGAAAAUGAUAAACAACAUACUCAGAAUGAUGCCAAAAAUGAGGCAGCUACAGACCUUCAGAGCCACUUGCAAAGAUAUGUCAUUCGAAGGCAGAUCAAUUUUUGUGAUAAAAAGAAUAUGGCAGCAAUGAUAAUACAGAGAGCUUUGCGAAAUUACCUUAUGAAGACCCAAAUGAAAAAAAGAAAUUGUUACAACACUGACAUGCAUGCAAAAAGGGAGAAAGCUGCUACACUUAUUCAGGCAGUUUGGAAAGGCUUCCUUUUACGGAAGAAACUGGCCAAAGCAUUAGCUUCCAUUAGAAAUGAAGAACUUGAGGAUGACUAUGAAGAAGUUGAUCUAGAUGACUUUAUUUUUGAUGAAGCUGCCUUAGAGAAAGAAUGGUUCUCUUUGGAUUCCACCAACUUCCCUUCCCAAACACAGGAUCUCCCAAAUGAGCUGCACCAGCCAAAGUAUUCAGGAUAUUUGUCCUCUGAUGACACUUCACUUAAUUUACCAUAUCAUCCAGCGCAAGCUUGGCAAAUUAAUGAGAAAGAAAAUCCAUGCUCUUCUGAAGACUCUCAGCUUACUGACAGAUCAGAAAGUCAAAAACUGUCCUCUUCGUCUGACAUCAAGAACUAUACGAAACUGUCCCUAAGAUCUAAAAAAGAAGAAAAAAUUUCAGAGGAAUGGGGCUUUAAAGAUAUUUCUACUGCUCAGUUGAUGCUAAAAAGAGCCCAGAAAAUGAAAUCUAAGAAAGCAAGACACAAAUUAGACCCUGCUGUGCGCCUGGCAUUGUUCAAAAAUAAUGAAAAUAAACAACCCCCUGUGAAGCCAGUGAGGAAAGCAUACCCUGCCAGACAAGGGUAUUUUGAAGUUGAUGAAGAAGAACUUACCAGUGCAGAUACUGCAAUUUCCAAAGAAAAACUUGAGCGUAGCAAAGAGCUGACCUACCAGUGGCUCCAUUCGCAAGUUGGAAGUUAUGAAACAACCUGCCCCCAAAAUGUGAAAUGUCAGACUCACUUCUUGCCUGUGUUAGAUCCAGAUGUACUUAAUGGUGGGCGAGUUCAACUUGUGGAAAACUUGCUUCUUCCCAACAACCUGAAGUGUAAAGAAGCAUUUUUCAAGUCCCUUCAUUUCCUCAAAGAAGAAGAUCGGGCUACAUUUGAAGCACAGAAAAUCCUCAAUGCACAGAAAUGUAAACAUUUUGCAUAUAAUGCAAGACUUGUAAGGAGAGAAGACAUGGAUGUAGACCUUGUUUCCAUGAACAGUGGGAGUGCUUUGGCUCAGAACAGAGAAAAAAAUAAUCAGGCAUCCAGACACUCAGCAGAAUCUUCAUUUAAAGUAAUAGCUGUUCCAGGGAGAAGAAAUACUAAGAAACAAUGGGUAUCACAUCGAGACUAUCCAGUGCAGUUCGGCGAUGGAUGGGAAAGUGGGAAAUGGAAGGCGAAAACUUUCAACUAAUCUUUCAAACUUCAACAUGCAAAACAUAUGGCGAGCUGUUUCUUUUCAAGAGGUCUGUGAAUAUCUGGUUAUAUGUUACCAAUUGGAUACAAAGUUUUAGAGUACUGCAUUUAAUUUGUUUUACUAUACAUGUUUUCCAAUUUAGCUUUCUGGUUGAGUUAUCUUACUCCCCAUCAGUAAAAUACAGUUUUUGCAAUGGUUCCUAUGCUCAUGUGGUAUGGUUUCCAGAAAAUUUUAACCCUUGAUAUGAUUGUAAGGAGGAAUUUGUAAAAAAACAAAUAAACAAAAAAACUUUAGUUUUAAAAGUAUUUUAUGAUUCCUAAGUUCAAGAUAAAAUUUUUGUUAGCAAUAGUGAUAAAUCUAUUAAUAACAUUUUUGGGAAGUUUGACAUCAUGAUUAUGUUAUUAUCAUUGAUACUAUACUUAUUGUAUUGUGUUAUUAGGAAGUCACAUUCUGUCUUAACAGGUUUUAAAUCUUAUAAUUGAUAUUAUUGAACUAGAGAGGGAGAAUGUCAUUUUCAUAGGUAAUUUAAUUCAUGUAAAUGUUUUUCUGAUUGUUAAAUUUAUCAAAAUACAGUUUAUUUUAGAGAUGGCCUUUCAAAUUAAAUUGAACUUGAUAAAAUAAAACAAAUUGUAUAUUUUAACAGUACUACUAUUUGAACAUGUGCACAUUUAUUAUUCUGACAUAUGAAAGUACAUGUGAAUCUAAUAAGUGAUUACUAUUCUGACUCAGAAAAUUGUUAUAAAUUUAUAUUUUCAUAAAAUUAUCCUCCUAAAUAACCAGUUCUUUAAAGUCCUUUCAAACUCCAAGCAUCAUUUUAUGUUUCAUAUUUUCUCAAAGCUACAGAUGUCCAGUCUUCCUAACUUUCUAGUAAAGUUGAGUGACAACCUAGUAAAUUAAAUACGCAAAAUCUUGUAGUUACCUUUAAUGGGCUUUCAAUGCUAUUGCUCCCUUGAGUCCAGAGCUGUUUUCACAAAGCAACAUUCCUUGAGUUUUCAGUGACUUUCCAUUUAAAUUUUAGUUGAAUAAUAGGAUCCAGUCAACUUUCCUUUUAGUUUUUUCCCUUUUUGAAAGCUUUCAGCUGGAGAAAAGAAAUGUCUAAACUUAGCUAGGAUGCAUUUCUUGAUCACUCCUCUCCCUUUGGGUCCCCAUCAUUAUUAUCAUCACUACUAUUUUUCUGGACUUUAUUCGCAUUAAAACCUGUAAAUCUCUUUAAACUCUGAUUGAACUAGAAAAGUCAAUGAGCCUUGAGAUGUCAGUCAAUAAAGCAAACAUAGAUUCAUAUGUUGUGGCCUAGAAAUUGAGUUUAGAAACAUAAACUCCAUGUGCAAUUGUUUUGUGCAACAGUCCAUUACAUUAUUGUCUUUUCACUAACAGCUUCCACGUAGCAAUAUAAUAUGAUUGGAAAUAUUUUGUUGAAUCUCAACUUAUUUUGAAAAUGGUAGAAAACCACAUUAAAGUUGGUAUUGAUAUUUUUAUGGUUCACAUACUAAAAUCAGUGAAGUGGAAAGUCCUAAUUAGUUUGUUUAGUUAGGUCCUUAUUAUUAAAUUGUCUCUGUGCCUAAAAUUGACUUACUAGCAUGGACUCUUAUUUAACAACUAGUUUGAUUGUUUUAUGGAAUUAAAUUAUAAAAGUAAUGACAGUACUGACACUACCAUUUUUAGGUAAUGGGUGACAAUGAUGAUGAUUAUGAAAACAUGAUGAUGAUGAUGAUAUUUCCUUUAUUUGCCUAGUAUCAAAUAAGAAUAUAAUUCCAUAUUGAUAGUAUAUCAGAAUAGUAUUAUUUUGAAUAUUGAUGUUUUUCAUUGUUUUCUUUUUGUUUAUGAAGAUUCAACAUAAUCUUAGGUCUUUAGAAUUGAAUAAAUAUAUUAAAGAGCUCAAAUUAAGUGAUACUCUUUCUCUUGUUAAUCAGAUUUCUGUUAAUUCAAAUAAUAAAUUUAAGUGAAUUCAAAAUCGAUGUAAUCACAGCGUCCAACUAGUGAUGAUUAGUGAAUUAAAUGGUUUUCUGGAAAA
Molecule: messenger RNA, 8718 nt
Organism: Antechinus flavipes (yellow-footed antechinus)
Lineage: Eukaryota; Metazoa; Chordata; Mammalia; Dasyuromorphia; Dasyuridae
Gene: LRRIQ1
Product: leucine rich repeats and IQ motif containing 1
Exons: 28
Coding region: 306-6704 (2132 amino acids)
Molecular function (GO): protein binding
Source: RefSeq, a predicted model, not a curated record